UGAAGAUUUUGAAUAGCCCCUUUUUUUCCUCAACUGACCCCGCGUUUUCUCUCUCCGGCGGAGAGGCACCGGCGCUACCACCACCCACCACGAGGAGGACGACGACCGCGGACUCUGUGAGAGGCUGUUAGAGUAUUUCUCUGUGACCAGCUCACAGCAUGGGUAACUGUAUCGCAUGCGUGAAGGUGGACUCUGCGGAAGACCACAGAAGCAACCACAGCAACAGCAACGGUCAUAGGAGAAAGAAGAAGACCAAAGAACGUAGACCCAAUCCAUACGCCGACGACCAGGUCCGGUCUCCGGCGCCGAUCCGGGUCCUGAAAGACGUGAUUCCACUGAGUCACCGGACUCGGAUCGGGGACAAGUACGUGCUGGGUCGCGAACUCGGCCGCGGCGAGUUCGGCAUCACCUACCUCUGUACCGACCGCGAGACCCGUGAUAGCCUUGCCUGCAAGUCCAUAUCCAAGAAGAAGCUGAGGACCGCUGUCGACAUAGAGGACGUCAGGCGUGAGGUUUCUAUAAUGUCUAGUCUUCCCGAUCACCCCAACAUCGUGAAGCUCAAGGCCACCUACGAAGACAGCGAGGCCGUGCAUCUGGUGAUGGAGCUCUGCGAAGGAGGCGAGUUGUUCGAUAGAAUCGUCGCACGGGGGCACUACAGCGAGCGCGCUGCGGCCGGUGUGGCGCGGACGAUAGCAGAGGUGGUGAGAAUGUGUCACGAGAAUGGAGUGAUCCAUAGAGACUUGAAGCCCGAGAAUUUUUUGUUUGCGAAUAAGCGGGAGAGUUCACCGCUUAAAGCCAUUGAUUUUGGGCUAUCAGUGUUUUUCCGGCCUGGUGAAAGGUUCUCGGAGAUUGUGGGGAGUCCGUACUAUAUGGCGCCUGAGGUUUUGAAGCGAAAUUAUGGGCCUGAAGUGGAUAUAUGGAGUGCUGGAGUGAUUCUUUAUAUUUUGCUAUGUGGAGUUCCUCCAUUUUGGGCAGAGACGGAACAGGGUGUUGCUUUGGCAAUAUUAAGGGGGGUGAUUGAUUUUAAGAGGGAACCUUGGCCGCAAAUUUCUGAUAAUGCAAAGAGCCUUGUUAGGCAAAUGUUGGAGCAGGAUCCCAGAAAGCGGUUGACUGCUCAACAGGUGCUUGAACAUUCCUGGUUACAGAAUGCAAAGAAAGCUCCAAAUGUUCCAUUAGGAGAUAUUGUGAGAACAAGGCUCAAGCAGUUCUCUUGCAUGAACAGAUUCAAGAAGAAAGCCAUGCGAGUAAUUGCAGAGCACUUAUCUGUUGAAGAAGUAGAAGUUAUCAGAGAUAUGUUUACACUGAUGGACACUGACAAUGAUGGAAAAGUAACAUAUGAAGAACUGAAGGCUGGACUUCGGAAGGUUGGUUCACAAUUGGGUGAACCAGAGAUAAAGUUGCUGAUGGAAGUGGCUGAUGUGGAUGGGAAUGGAGUCCUGGAUUAUGGAGAGUUUGUAGCAGUGACAAUUCACUUGCAGAGGAUGGAGAAUGAUGAGCAUUUCCAAAGAGCUUUUAUGUUUUUUGACAAAGAUGGAAAUGGGUUUAUUGACUUAAUCGAGCUACAAGAAGCCCUAGCAGAUGAAUCCGGUGAGACGGAUGCUGAUGUAGUGAAUGAGAUCAUGCGGGAGGUCGACACAGACAAGGAUGGGCGUAUCAAUUACGAUGAGUUUGUGGCAAUGAUGAAAACUGGAACCGACUGGAGAAAGGCUUCUCGCCAGUACUCAAGGGAGAGGUUCAAAAGCCUGAGUCUCAACCUGAUGAAGGAUGGUUCUCUGCAUCUUGAAGAUAGGAUUACGGGUCAAUCUAUUGCUGUCUGAGCUAAAGGGUUUGAUGAUCUGAGCUUUCUUCUUUGUCCCCAUCCAGUGUCUGGUUUCAAGAGUCAAGAUGAAGCUGACUUUAGCCAUGGGUACUACCACGGCCCGUACGCGUAACAUGUGGCAACAAGUGGGGUAUGCCGUAUGCCUAUGGAUAUCAAGAAUGAGGUUGGGAGACUAUUUUAUUUUAUUUUUUUUAACAUUCUUGGGGGUUUUGAGUGGGUGGGAUAUGGGUGUAGGAAGAGAACAAAACGGCUUAAGAUGUCGGCAGUGGCAGGGGAUUGCGGAUGUGUCAUAUUUGUAUAUUUGUCAAGUCAUUGGUGUUUGAUUAUUUACUCAAAAGAGUCUUUCUGGAUUUCUAA
Molecule: messenger RNA, 2176 nt
Organism: Vitis vinifera (wine grape)
Lineage: Eukaryota; Viridiplantae; Streptophyta; Magnoliopsida; Vitales; Vitaceae
Product: calcium-dependent protein kinase 10
Exons: 7
Coding region: 159-1817 (552 amino acids)
Biological process (GO): intracellular signal transduction; protein autophosphorylation; peptidyl-serine phosphorylation
Cellular component (GO): nucleus; cytoplasm
Molecular function (GO): calcium-dependent protein serine/threonine kinase activity; ATP binding; calmodulin binding
Source: RefSeq, a predicted model, not a curated record